Molecule: messenger RNA, 1657 nt
Organism: Cryptomeria japonica (Japanese cedar)
Lineage: Eukaryota; Viridiplantae; Streptophyta; Pinopsida; Cupressales; Cupressaceae
Exons: 5
Coding region: 364-1380 (338 amino acids)
Biological process (GO): cell surface receptor signaling pathway
Source: RefSeq, a predicted model, not a curated record
UGACAUUUCGUGGGAAAAAGCCUGCAUUUAUCGUCCUUAGCCUUAGCCUUACCGUCCUUCCUUGUCUGUUGAUUCGAGCCACACAUCAGAGAUAUUUUGGACUUGCAGACAACGUUCCAGGCUGCCAUUUUUGACCUCCGAAACUUCUGUGCUCUUUCCUUCAAACAACUGUGGUGUAGUUUGUUCUUUUUCAGUGAUAACCCACAUCGACAUUCCGUGGAAUGGUGCUUUCAUUGAACAUAAAUUACAAAGAUAAAAUCCAUACGAGCCCAGUGAGUGAUCAUCUUGUUUCUGGAUAAAAAAGAGCAGCCGUUUUUAGUUUUCUUUCCUCUCUCUAUUAUUUCCUCUUCCUCACUGUCAGCAAUGGGCAAGUUCUGUUUUCCUUCAUGCUUUUGCUGCUCAUCCUCUUCACCCAAUACUGCUUCUCAACAACCAGCCAAUGCCGGGCCUUCUACGCCUUCAUCGUCUUCGCAACCUUCCCAACAACCAGUCAAUGCUGGACCUUCCUCUGUGACUAUUGUCGAUUUGGAGAGCUUUCUACAGAAAUUCAAUGAUAUAAGCCAGCUUCACGAUCUGAUUCACUUUAUCGAAAAUCAAUUGAAGAUCGCUUCGGGAGACAAGAACGAAGGAGGAUCUAGUUCAGCAGCAAGCUCUUAUAUCCAGGAUGGCCAAACAUUCUUGGAGUUUGUAGAUAAACACAUUAGCAAACUUCCUCAAAAGAAUGAUUCUAUAGAUAGUGCAAGUACAGAGAUAGAGAAGGUUGUUAUAAAUUUGCUGAAAGGCGCUGGAAAAAUUCAUUGGGUGGGGGCAGCACUUUCUGUGGUGGGAUUUGUAUUGGCCAGAUAUAGUGAGAUGCGUAACAACCAAAGAGAGUGUCUUGAGAUUUUGAAAGUUAUGGUUAAUCUUGGGAAGCAAAUUGUGAAGUUGAAUGAGCAAAUGCCAGAGGAGAAGGAGAAACUAAACGAGGCAGUCGAGUGCAUUGUUGAGGGAUGCAGCAUGUGUGCUUCCCAACUUGCAAACGCCAAAAUUUUCAGGUUUCUUACAGCUUCGGUCAAUGCCGAUGGUUUAAAGGCUUUCCAAGCUAAAAUAGACCUCUUGUAUCAUGACCUCACAUUAUCGGCUGUAACUGAGAUACAGAAUAGAUUGCCAAAAAUUGCUUCGCUCUCAAAGAUUGCAUACAAACCAGCAGUUGGAAUUGAGGAGGGACUGGAGAAGGUACUUGAGCUGUGGUUGUCUAUGGAUUCGGAGGCAUCGGGAAAACGACACUGGCUGAUGCCGUUUAUGACCACAUUGAUCCCCAAUCUUGUAAGAAAUUCAGAAUUCACAUGGAUCAAGAUUGUACCAAAAAUGAUCUUAAAGUCCUCCAAGAGUUCAUUAUAGAAAAAAUGUUCAAUCAAAAUGUGAAAUUGACAGACUGUGACCACGGUCGGCAAAUGAUCUGGUCAGUCUUCAAAAAGAAUCCUGAUCAGCCUUUAUUUCUGUAUGUUGACAACGGUCUCAAAAUGACAGAUAUCAGACAACUUCUGCCUGAAGACUUGGGCAAUUGCCUUCCACCCAGAAGUAGAUUGCUCGUCACUACAAGAAAUCUUCAGGAGACAAACAUAUUUGUCUUCUGGAAUGUUCAGCGCCAACAAUAUCUUGUGAAUCCUCUUCCAGA